AGCAGAGACAUUAUCAUCUCAAUUUCUAAAAAGUCUUUUCUUCCUUCGGGUGAUUGGAACAAAUUCAAGUCUUCUCAAAUGACUUUCUUCAUGCCUAACUACACUUAAUCCUCUCCCUACAAUCCCUAGGAAGCUAUGGCACCACCAUUCGGAAGCCUGGCGCUGUUAGCCACGGUCGCCGGAGUUCUUGGACAGACUACUAUCAGUGACGAUAGAACUACUAUGACCGGCUCGACAGUCUCAUUAACUAAAGUCACAACUCCAACCGAUGCAUAUCAGUCUUUUACUACCCAGAUUACUCUGGGCACCGACCUUGGCUCAAUCGAGACCGAGACUGAUGGUACUUCUAUAGCUUCCAACAGCACAACAAAAUCUACAGUUAAGUCCGAAAAGAGCGAGACAGUGACGUUCCUGACUGGAUCUGUUGUAACGUCAACGGCAUUAUCUGGCGCGAACAUGACUUCCUCUACUACUUCACCCACGCCAGAAGUGACCAAUACGCAACCAUGCAAUAAUUAUCCCGAGUUUUGCAGCCGAAAAUAUAGCAACCUUACGCAAGUUGCUUGCCACAACUCCCCCUUUAUCACGCCAAACAAUUUGGCAGCAAAUCAACAGUACGAUGUUACUGCUCAGUUAAACGACGGUGUACGAUUUAUCCAGGCUCAAAUACAAUGGCCCACUGGAGGAAGCGAGCCUCAUUUCUGUCAUACGAGCUGCGAUAUCCUUGACGCUGGCCCGAUCACCGACUGGCUCACCCAAGUGAGGAACUGGGUCGCAGCUCACCCCUACGACGUAGUCACCAUACUACUAGGCAAUGGAAAUUAUUCGGUUCCCAGUUUAUACGUGCCAUAUAUCGAGCAGACUGGCAUACUACGGUAUAUUUACACGCCACCCUACGUUCCUAUGGCCUUGGAUGAUUGGCCGACUCUAAGCGAAAUGAUUCUGAAAGGACAAAGAGUCGUGAUGUUUAUGGAUUACAUGGCAAACCAAACAGAAUACCCGUGGCUCCUAGACGAGUUCUCGCAAUUGUGGGAGACACCGUUCGACCCGGUUGACCAGACAUUCCCUUGUACGGUGCAACGACCACCGAAUUUGUCCGAGGAGGAUGCCAAGAAGCGGCUGUACAUGAUUAACCAUAACCUAAAUAUUGAGCUCUCCAUCCUCGGCGCUGAUAUGCUAGUGCCCGCCCGGACGGAGCUGAACGUAACGAACAACGUGACAGGAGUUGGUAGCCUUGGUCUUUCCGCCAACAACUGCCGCGCUGAAUGGGGGCGACCGCCAAAUUUCUUGAACGUGGACUACUACAACAUGGGAGGGUUUCCAGGGUCCGUCUUCGAAGUGGCUGCUCAAAUGAACAAUGUCACCUACGACCGCCAAUGCUGCGGUAAGAACACGAACGGAGCGGGUAGACUACUUAGCAGCGAAUUCGUAUACCCAUUGGCAAUGCUAAUGGCAUUUUGGGCGUUUCUAUGUUAAAUAGGCUUUGCAUUCAUGGAGUCAUCGCGUGGGCGGCAUAUUUAUAGAGGGAGCGUAUGUUGCGUUCAAGCAUGCGUCUCGGAUCAUGGCAUUGGACACUGACGCGAUUUAUCUUCGGGAUUUAAUCUAUAAUUUAAUAGGAGUCAUCUUUCCGCAAUGCGUAUCGGGUUUACGAAAUAUUGUCGCUAUUUGUGUAAGGAGAGUUCACUUUAGAAAGUUUGUAGGUAUUGCACAAGAGGACAAAUCCACAGACAAAUAUCAACUCCUAUACUCGGAACGUCGUAUUAAGGCUUACGA
Messenger RNA from Daldinia vernicosa, 1773 nucleotides. Its product is annotated as PLC-like phosphodiesterase. The record is from RefSeq and is a predicted model, not a curated record. Gene Ontology annotation, biological process: lipid metabolic process. The transcript has 2 exons. Lineage: Eukaryota; Fungi; Ascomycota; Sordariomycetes; Xylariales; Hypoxylaceae. Gene Ontology annotation, molecular function: phosphoric diester hydrolase activity. Bases 136 to 1476 code for a protein of 446 amino acids.